Molecule: messenger RNA, 1559 nt
Organism: Aspergillus ibericus CBS 121593
Lineage: Eukaryota; Fungi; Ascomycota; Eurotiomycetes; Eurotiales; Aspergillaceae
Exons: 2
Coding region: 283-1470 (395 amino acids)
Source: RefSeq, a predicted model, not a curated record
CCUGCCCUCUCCCCUUGUCCUCCAACCACCUUGCCAUCGGUCACGGAUUGAUGAAUAGAGGUUGAAAAGGAUCUGCGAAAGCUUACCCUAUACUUAAUCCUUCUUCGUUUCUGGACUGCUUCAUUGGAUCUCAUCCUUUUUUUCUCUUUCCCGCCGAGUGUCGAACGCGCGCCUGGCUAUUUGACAGCUUCCAGACAGACGUUCAAUCAUUGAUUGAGGUCGUCUCUUAUAUUUUAUUACGAUUUCUGCUACGCCUGUAAAGUUUUAUCUGAAUCCUUAACGAUGAUGAACCCCUACAUCAGUUGGGCUCUCCUGCUCGUUGUGGCAGGUGGCCUUGGCUGGUACUACAAUGGCCCGAACCCUAAGCACAAGACCCCCAUAAAGCCCGUGGUGGAAAAGACGGAAAGUGCGCCGGCCGCAAAGAAGCCCAAGCGCAAGGCUAAGAAGUCUCCGGAACCUUCGCCUGCCCCUAGCAAGCCGGUGGAGGAGAAGCCCGCAGCUCAGCCCACUGUUUCGAACGCCGAUGAGGUGGAUGAGGAGAUCGACAAGAAGGAGAUGGCGAAGCGUUUCGCCGCCGUGAAGAACGGAACUCCGGUGCAGUCUAAUGGCAGCGGCAGCGGCAGCAAGAACCAGAAGAAGAAGAAGACCAAGGCAGCUCAAGUUGAGAACGGCGAGCGCUCCGCCUCUCGUGUUUCUACGCGCACUUCGUCUACUACUGGAGCAGAUGCCGAUGAUGACCUCUCCCCCGCUGGUUCCCCCUUGGUGAACGCCACUACCCCCUCCGCUGGAUAUGUUUCGGAUAUGUUGGAAGAGCCUGCUCCGGGUGCUUCGGUUCUCCGUGUCACCGGUGCCGUGUCGUCGGACGCCACCAAGAAGCAGAAGCCCCAGUCGUUCAAGCAGGUCGAGACGAAGAAGCAGCGCCAACAGCGGUUGAAGAACGAGGCCCGCAAGCAGCAGGUCCAGGAAGCAGAGGAACAAAGACGUAAAUUGCUUGAGAAGCAGCUCCACAUGGCCCGCGAAGCCGAACGUCGUGAGGCUGCCAACUCGAAGCCGGCUCCUCAGACCAACGCCUGGCAGACCAAGGCUGCUCCCGCAGCCACCAACGGUACCCCCAAGGCGGCCCCGAGCCCGAAGGUCGAAUUGUUGGACACCUUCGAGUCGGAUGCGCCCGUGACUAAGGCCGCCUCGAAGAAGGAAUGGGACCAAGGUCUUCCUUCUGAGGAGGAACAGAUGCGCAUCCUUGGCGCGGACAACGUGGACCAGUGGACCACCGUCUCCAGCAAGAAGACCAAGAAGAAGGGAGGCAAGACGGACGAGAGUGAAGUCAGCGCUCCGGAAAGCCAGCCCGCUCCUGUUGCCGCUGCCCCUGCUCCCGUUGAGCCCAAGGUGAAGGUGACGCCCACUUACCUUCCUGAUGUCCUUCGCUCGAACGUGAAGGGGCACCCUCUUGACUCUGACUGGGCUGCUUAAGUCUCCCCUUAGGUCACCCGAAAGAAGCUAGAUCAGGGAAGCAUGCCUGUCUGGUUCAUUCAGGACCCUCGUAUAUCCUGAAUUGUAUU